Molecule: messenger RNA, 549 nt
Organism: Rhinocladiella mackenziei CBS 650.93
Lineage: Eukaryota; Fungi; Ascomycota; Eurotiomycetes; Chaetothyriales; Herpotrichiellaceae
Exons: 1
Coding region: 1-549 (182 amino acids)
Biological process (GO): positive regulation of DNA-templated transcription; mRNA export from nucleus
Cellular component (GO): SAGA complex; nuclear pore
Molecular function (GO): transcription coactivator activity
Source: RefSeq, a predicted model, not a curated record
AUGCCCACCUCGCAACCCAAUGGGGGACCAGGUUCCGAAAUCUCUAUACCCGUCCCCAUCUCCUUCACCAGUACGACCAACUCGCUUCCUCCGUCCUCCUCACAAGCCCUGAUCGCCCAUCUGCGCGCCACAGGAAACAUUCCCGAACUUAGUACCCUGCUCGCCGACUCCUUGGCACGCACAGGCUGGACAGACCGCGUUCGCGCACUGUCUCUCGAACUCCUCCGGAAUGGCACCUGCGAUACAUUCCCUGAGCUGAUGUCCGAGGUGCUGAGGAGGGCAAAGAUUCCCAAGUCGCAACAAACGAACGCCAAAAGCGGGGCGACUGGUUUGUCGGCAUCUAAGACGACCGCAGCGAAUGGUACGAGCAUGCCCGCUGCGAACGGAAUUAACGGCAACGGGGCAAUUGCAUUGAGUAAAGAAUGGUCGGGUGGGCCAGAUGGGCUGCCGGACGUGAGGAUACCGGAAGUGACCGUGGAAGCUGCUGUGGAAUUUUUGAAGGAGAAGAUUAAAGAUGUCGUUGAGCCCGUGGACGAUGAGAGUGACUGA